Penicillium roqueforti is the source of this 1986-nucleotide messenger RNA. RefSeq names its product trehalose-6-phosphate synthase. Gene Ontology annotation, biological process: cellular response to heat; trehalose biosynthetic process. The coding region runs from base 1 to 1986 and encodes 661 amino acids. NCBI's taxonomy places the organism in Eukaryota, Fungi, Ascomycota, Eurotiomycetes, Eurotiales, Aspergillaceae. The transcript has 9 exons. Gene Ontology annotation, cellular component: alpha,alpha-trehalose-phosphate synthase complex (UDP-forming); cytosol. Gene Ontology annotation, molecular function: catalytic activity. The record is from RefSeq and is a predicted model, not a curated record.
AUGGGUUCAAUCACCGACGAAAAGCGAAAACUCAUCAUCGUCUCAAAUCGUCUUCCAUUGUCUGUGAAACGUGUUAAUGGUGCCUUUCAAUCUUCUAUUUCGAGUGGUGGCCUCGUCACUUCUCUAUCUGGGUUGACCAAGUCCACCAAGUUCCAAUGGUUUGGCUGGCCAGGAAUCGAAGUUAAAGACCCAAAGGAUCAAGAAGAUGUGAAAAAGAGUUUGGGAGAACAUAAUGCCGUUCCCAUAUUCCUCGAUAGUACCCUGGCCCAUGAGCACUAUAACGGGUUCUCGAAUCGUAUCCUCUGGCCAAUUCUCCAUUAUCAAUCAGGUGUAGUUUUCGACGAAACUCCGUGGCAAGCAUAUAGGCGGGUAAACGAGUUAUUCGCAGAUGCGAUUGCUGAGACAGCGGAUACUGGGACAUUGAUCUGGGUCCAUGAUUAUCAUCUCAUGCUUCUGCCCGAGCUUCUCCGUGAUCGACUCAAACGGCAAGGUAAAACCUGUGCCAUUGGCUUCUCACUCCACACGCCCUUUCCAGCAGGAGACUUUUGGAGGAAUCUCCCUGUUCGAAAGCAUCUCAUCGAAGGCAUGCUGUCCAGUGACCUGAUUGGAUUCCACACGGACGAAUAUAAACAAAAUUUCAUCGACACCUGUGCUAGUCUCCUCAACGCUCGCACCGAAAUUCCCAACCAAAUUCAGUACAAAAAUCGGCUAGUCUGUGUAAACAAGUUCAUUGUCGGCAUCGAUCCCGAAAAGUUCACCGACACCCUGAAAAAGCCCGAGGUUCAAGAGCGCAUUCGAAACUUGAAAGAACGCUAUAAAGGCGUCAAGGUAAUUGUUGGCGUCGACCGACUGGACCACAUUAAAGGCCUCACGCAAAAAUUGAAAGGAUUCGACGCUUUUCUCGAUGAUCAUCCAGAACUGCAAAACAAGGUCGUUCUUAUCCAAGUUGCCGUUCCAAGCCGCGAGGAAGUGAAAGAAUAUCAGGAGCUCGAAACCGAACUGUCUACUAUCGCCGGGAAGAUCAACGGGAAACAUGCCACACCCGAGGGCACUCCGCUGCUGUAUAUGCAUCGCUCCGUUCCAUUCGACGAAUUGACCGCGUUGUACUCAGUAGCCGAUGUUUGCCUUCUCACCUCUACCCGCGACGGAAUGAAUCUCGUGGCCUUCGAGUAUGUGGCAUGCCAGCAAGAGCGUCACGGUGUCCUCGUUCUCUCCGAAUUUGCUGGCGCGGCUACCUUCAUGACAAAGGGUAGUAUCCCGUUCCAUCCUGCAAACAAGACGGAAAUGUCCGAGGCGAUCUUCAAUGCGUUGAAUCUGGACCCGGCCGAACGAAGGAGCAAGUACGAGUAUCUUCGAGACUUUAUCAAUACCAACACAAGUGCGAAAUGGGGCGAGACUUUCAUCGAAAAAUUAGCCCUCCGUUUUUCUCCAAGGUUGCUUUUGUCUUUGUGUUUCUUGACUAUUAAUUGUGUUUCCAUCACCUUGUUCUUGUGCCUACAAGUUACCUGCUUUGACCCAACUCCAUCUAUGUCACUUGCUAAUGGAAUUCUCAGCUCUCCCAGCCCUUUGUCCCUUCCAUUCCCACACUGGACGUUCAUUUAUAUCCGAGCCUUCCCUUAUCAAGAAUCCGUCCUUUGUGGUGAAACAAAGAGAGCCCCGAAGAAAAAUAAAUGCAUACCUCCAUAUCCUCAAAACCCUUCCCAAGUUCUUCGUACUCGAAGUUCCUAUGUCCGGUGUAUGAAUUUCAUCCUGGCAAUCCCAUUGGCCCUUCAAUACCAAGAAUUGAGUUGUUGUUACCUUGCUGCUAUGGUUUGCCAUUCUGUCAACUUCCUUCCUAUGCUUCUAUUACCCAUCAGUGAUUUGCUUAAUGCCAAUGAUGAUAAAAGUGGCAUACUGACCAUCUUUGAUGACCAAACUACACUUGUUUGGGACACCUUUGAGCACUUUGCCUUCAUUGUACUUAUCAGUCUAAUCCGUUCGUUGUAA